AUGUCGAAUUCUGUCCUUCUUGUUCUUUCUCUUCUUCUUGUGAUCGGAAACUAUGGUGAUGUACGAUUCUUCUUCGUAUACGGAGUUGUUGAUGAAUAUCGAAGAUAUGAUUUUCCCAGUGAAUUCGUUUUUGGUGCUGGAACUUCCGCUUAUCAGGUUGAAGGAGCAAUACUGGAAGAUGGAAGGAGUCUCAGCAUUUGGGACACCUUCGCACAUUCAGGGGUUCCCUGGUACAAUGGAGAAAAUGGAGAUAUGGCAAUUGAUGGGUACCAUAAAUACAAGGAAGACAUUGAACUUAUGGCAGACACUGGUUUGGAAGCAUAUAGAUUUUCCAUCUCUUGGUCGAGACUCAUCCCAAAUGGAAGAGGAUCCAUAAAUGCGAAGGGCUUACAAUUUUACAAUGAUUUCAUCAACAGGCUUAUCGCCCAUGGAAUAGAGCCACAUGUUACAUUACAUCAUUUCGAUCUACCACAGAUACUUGAAGAUGAAUAUGGAGGAUGGAUUAGUAGAAAAUCAGUGAAAGACUUUGUUGCAUAUGCUGAUGUUUGCUUCAGAGAAUUUGGUGAUAGGGUUUUGCACUGGACUACUUUCAAUGAAGCCAAUAUAUUUGCUUUAUUUGGUUAUGAUUAUGGUUACUCACCUCCUGGACGUUGUUCUUCCCCAUUUGGGUCUAACUGUAGCAAAGGUGACUCUACUUCUGAGCCAUACCUUGUAGCUCACCAUUUGUUGUUGGCACAUGCAUCAGCAGUAAGACUGUAUCACCGAAAAUACAAGGCCAUGCAGCAAGGUUUUAUUGGAAUAAACGUUUUGGGAUUUUGGUUUGAACCUUAUACAAACACAACCGAAGAUGUCAAAGCUGCCCAAAGAGCCAAUGACUUCUAUUUGGGUUGGUUUUUGAAUCCCUUGGUGAAUGGGGACUACCCAGAAAUAGUGAAGAAGAAUGCAGGAAACCGAAUUCCGACUUUUACUAAACUUCAAUUGGAGAGAAUCAAGGGUUCAUUUGACUUCUUAGGCAUAAACCACUAUUCCACAUUAUAUGUGAAAGACAACCCCAUUAGUCUUGAAACGGAUACCAGGGAUGCUAUUGCAGACAUGGCAGUAACAUAUAAAUUCAGUACUACUGGAGGUGAAAAUUUUCCAGUUCAGUUCCCCGUGGCUCCAUUGGGUCUACAAAAGCUUCUUAACUAUGUGAAAGAAGAAUAUGGAAAUCCUCCUAUCUACAUCCAUGAAAAUGGCCAAAAACAACCACGAAAUGCAACAUUGAUGGACACCCCAAGGGUAGAGUACUUGCAUGCGUAUAUUGGGGCUUUGUUGGAUGCACUAAGGAAUGGAUCAAACACAAAGGGAUAUUUUGUGUGGUCCUUCUUGGAUCUCUUUGAGGCUACUGGUGGCUUUACUUAUGGUUUUGGUCUGUACUAUGUUGAUCUGAAUGAUAAGGAGCUUACACGAUAUCCUAAGCUAUCUGCACACUGUUGUAAGGGAGAGCAGACCCCUCUCGAAUUGCGUCAAUCUUUCAAUAAAAUCUACGUUUCUUCUCUUUUCUGUCAAAUUGUAUCAGGAAAGAACGUGAGUGUCAUCAUUCUGGAUGUAGAUAAAUUUGACAUCAAAUAA
Lactuca virosa is the source of this 1611-nucleotide messenger RNA. The record is from the annotation of a GenBank genome assembly. Lineage: Eukaryota; Viridiplantae; Streptophyta; Magnoliopsida; Asterales; Asteraceae.